Messenger RNA from Arabidopsis arenosa, 723 nucleotides. The record is from the annotation of a GenBank genome assembly. NCBI's taxonomy places the organism in Eukaryota, Viridiplantae, Streptophyta, Magnoliopsida, Brassicales, Brassicaceae.
AGCUAGGAGUUGAAGCAAGACCGGCGGGUUCAAUAGUAAAAAAAAAUAUAGAAAGAGGAAAGAUCGAAGCGGAAAACGGGACAAGACGGGUGUGCCGUUGUGGAUGUUGGGGUUGGGUGUGGACCGGCUUCAAGCCGACAUCAACCGGCUCCUAGCCUCUCUUUUCCACCAGGGAGUGCUGGACGAGCAGUUCUUGCAGCUUCAGCAGCUUCAAGAUGAGACUUCACCAAACUUUGUGUAUGAUGUCAUUAACAUCUACUUUGACGAAUCCGAGAAGUUACUCCGGAACCUUAGAUUAUUGCUGAUGGAUAGAGAGUUCUCGGACUACAAGAAAAUAGGAUUACACCUGAACCAGCUGGUGGGAAGCAGUUCAAGCAUUGGUGCUCGUAGGGUUCGUAACGUCUGCGUUGCCUUUCGUUCUGCUUCCGAGCUUAGCAACCGCCCAGGGUGCUUGAGAGGACUGGAGGUAGUAGAGCAUGAGUAUCAUUACCUCAAGAACAUGAUGCAUGAACUCUUCCAGCUGGAGCAGCAGAGGAUAUUAGCUGCAGGAGUCCGAUAUCCAAUGUAGAAUUAUAAUUUUGUCAUAAAAGUGAGGAUAAAUGAGAAAAGCUAGUUAGUGUGUGAUGAUAAUGUUGUUGCAAGCUACCGAAGCCAAACCCUUAAGUUUCUUCUUGUGAUAUAUAUGUUUUGUUGUUACUCUCUUCAUAAAUUCAAAUUAUAUUG